This is a messenger RNA of Cicer arietinum (chickpea), 1074 nucleotides long. Its product is annotated as RING-H2 finger protein ATL78. Gene Ontology annotation, biological process: protein ubiquitination. Gene Ontology annotation, molecular function: transferase activity. The record is from RefSeq and is a predicted model, not a curated record. Lineage: Eukaryota; Viridiplantae; Streptophyta; Magnoliopsida; Fabales; Fabaceae.
AAUCACCCUAUAAAUAAUCCCCUUAGUACAACCAACCACAAGAAGCUCAAAUUCAUUAUUAACACCUCCAACAAAAACAUGUAUGCUACUACUUCCUUUGUUUCACCACUCCUCCAUGAACUUGUUGAGAAUUUCCACUCAAGAAGGUUGCUCCUUCACUCUCCAAUUAACCAACCAUCCAACCCUCCAAUUUCCACAAACAACCAUGAUUCAACUUCAGAAUCAUCCUAUCUUGGAGAUGGUAAUUUUGAUGCAAAUGUUAUUAUGGUACUCUCUGUCCUAUUAUGUGCUCUUAUUUGUUCACUAGGUUUAAACUCAAUUAUAAGAUGUGCACUAAGGUGUUCCAAUUUAGUCAUGAUGAGUAGCGAUCACUUGGAGAACAAUACUGCGGUUCGAGCGAAAAACACUGGAAUAAAAAAGAAAGCUCUCAAGUCUUUCACCACAAUAAGUUACUCACCAGAAUUAAACUUGUCGAGUUUGGAUUCAGAGUGUGUGAUAUGUCUUUCAGAAUUCAGUAACGGCGAUAAAGUGCGCCUUUUGCCUAAAUGUAACCACGGAUUUCAUGUUCGCUGCAUUGACAAAUGGCUAAGCUCGCACUCGUCUUGUCCUAAGUGUAGACAAUGCCUUAUUGAGACAUGUAAAAAGAUUGUUGGGUCACAAGGUAGUUCAUCCCAAUUAGUGCCAGAAACAAUUGUAACUAUAGCACCACUUGAGCCAGAAGGUUUGGUGCGUAAUUAUAGGGAGGUAAUUAGUUGAUUUAGUAGUUUUUUCUUAUUUGAAGCUGAAACUGGUAUUGUGCCUUAGACUUUGUAGAAUGUCUUUAAUUAGUUCUAGUUUAGUUUAGACUUAAUUAGCUAUCAUCCAACUUCAACAUAAUCAAUGUAGUGGGUUAUUGGUCAUGAUUAAUUGGAUGUGUUUUUAGUGUUCAAACUCUUUAGAGUUUGUUUUAGUUUUUAGACUUUUAGCAUCUUUCCCCUUAAAUUGUAUAAAACAAGUUCAAAUUGUAUAUUGCAUUUUUUUAAAUUAUGUUGAUCUAAUGAUGUACUUAUGACAAGGAACUUAUAGCAUCUUAAA